UCUUCUCGGCUCUUUAUUUGACAUUUCGACUCUCGACUCGUCCAUUUCGUUUACUGCUCCACAAGUGAAAGGUUUUGACUGGUUCAGCGCUGGUCAAGAAUACUUGAUUACCUCGACCAGGAUUACAAUUACAACCGUUUGAAUACGCCAAAAUGGCCGCCACUGGAAAGGAUGUCGAGAAGCCCGUAGCCGAGGCCGCGACCGUGCACCGUAUCCGCAUCACGUUGACCUCGCGCAAUGUCCGCAGCCUGGAGAAGGUUUGCGCUGAUCUGAUCAGCGGAGCCAAGAAGCAGAAGCUGCGCGUCAAGGGCCCAGUCCGUAUGCCGACCAAGAUCCUGCGUAUCACCACCCGUAAGACCCCUUGCGGUGAGGGUUCCAAGACUUGGGAUCGCUUCCAGAUGCGCCUGCACAAGCGUAUCAUCGAUCUGCACUCGCCAUCGGAGAUCGUCAAGCAGAUCACCUCGAUCAACAUCGAACCCGGUGUAGAGGUUGAGGUCACCAUCGCCGACCCUUAAGCAAUUCGACCUGUUCGAAAAGCGGGGGAGGUAA
Molecule: messenger RNA, 549 nt
Organism: Ochlerotatus camptorhynchus
Lineage: Eukaryota; Metazoa; Arthropoda; Insecta; Diptera; Culicidae
Gene: RpS20
Product: ribosomal protein S20
Exons: 4
Coding region: 153-515 (120 amino acids)
Biological process (GO): translation
Cellular component (GO): ribosome; cytosolic small ribosomal subunit
Molecular function (GO): structural constituent of ribosome
Source: RefSeq, a predicted model, not a curated record